This is a messenger RNA of Prunus armeniaca (apricot), 1236 nucleotides long. NCBI's taxonomy places the organism in Eukaryota, Viridiplantae, Streptophyta, Magnoliopsida, Rosales, Rosaceae. The record is from the annotation of a GenBank genome assembly.
AUGAGAAAAGGUCACACCAAGAAUAGGUGUUGGAUUCUUCACCCUCAUUUGAAGCCAAAAUUUGGAAAGGAAGGAAAAGGAGAACAAAAACACAGUGCCAAUCAAGUUUCUGCUGCUGAUGAUUUUGAAAAAUUCACUACCAACCCUUCAGUUUUUCUUGGUAUUGUCAAAGCCUUUGUGACUGCACUUAUUUCUAGCACUAUGUCAAAUGUUUGGGUUAUAGAUUCGGGAGCCACCGAUCACAUGAUGAAUAAAAAACAAUAUCUUUGUGAUUUUAAGAAUUUCACUAAGGCUCACUCUGCCUCUGUAGCUUAUGGAACUGAUGUCUCAGUUUUGGGCCAAGGGAAGUACCCUUUCACAAUACUUAAGUUGUUAUGGUGUAAUUCAUCAAACAAGUUGUGUUGGCACACACCAACAAAUGGGGUGGCAGAGAGAAAAAAUCGUGAUCUCCUUGAAAAAACGCGGUCACUCAUGCUGCAAAUAAAUGUUCCUAAGAAGUUUUGGUCUCAGGGAGUUCUUACGGUAGCCUAUGUGAUCAAUAGGCUUCCAAGUAGAGUUCUUAACUACAAAUCUCCUCCUGAAGUUCUCAAAGGAAGGAAAAUUGAUCUUUCCCCCCUUCGUAUCUUUGGCUAUGUUCGUUUUGUUCAUAUUCAAGGAUUACAUCGAGAUAAAUUUGACUUAAGGGCAGCUAAGUGUGUUUUUAUGGGUUAUUCUUCAACACAAAAAGGGUAUAAAUGCUGUGAUUCAAGAACCCGAAAGAUCAUUAUAUCUCGUGAUGUUGUGUUUGAUGAAACAUGUUCCUUCUUUGAUAAAUCCUAUGGAAAUAAUAGUAAAGGGGAGAGCUUUCUUGAUCAAGUGCCUUUGCCAAUUGUAGAAACCAUUGAUGAUCAUAGUCCUACAAGUGUUCCUUGUUCUCGAGAUAUAACUUCCAGCAGUGAAGGAACACCUUCCAACAACGAAGGUACUCCUUUCGACAGUGUUCAAACUGAGCUUAUUUCUAUUCUUCCUUCUCUAGUUGCACCACGAAGAAAUCCAAGUCGAGCGCGGAAUCCCCCACCAAAAUUCAAGGACUAUGUCAGUUGUACCACUCGAUAUCCAGUUGAAAGGUAUAUUACCUACGCUAAUGUGUCUCAAUCCCAUGCCGCCUUUCUAAGCAAAAUUUCCAACUCUUGUGAACCCAGCUCUUUUCAAGAGGCAAAAACCCAAUUGAUUUGGCAAAAAGCAAUGAGAGAAUAA